GAUCCUAAGCAAUGUUUGAUUUCCAAGAUGGAGGGAAGUAUUGACCGUAAACAGCGAGGAAUUCCAAAACUUAGAGAUAUUUUACGACGACAAAGAAGAGAAUCAGAGGGUCAGCUAGAUUCCACUCCUGAAGUUGAUUUCACUUAUGACGAUGCCGAUAAAAAAUCAGCAGAAAUCGCAGAGCUUUACAGCUAUACUGAAGAAAGUGAAUUUAAUUUCAACAGAGAAGCAUUUGAAAUAACAGCGUAUUCACAAGGGUAUGACAAAUGGAGUGAGAUGGAGCAAAGUGAAAGAAGAAAGUUUUUGUUUCUUAUCAUUGAGAAAUGUGAAGCAGCAGACCCUGACAUAAGACUCACAGCAGCAAGAGUUUUACUUUAUCUCGUACAAGGUAAUUUUGGUGAAGUCAGUGAUGAAGAAGGACAAAGAGAAUGGUCACAAUUCAAUGUGUUUUUCUUGUACAAGAUGGGAGUUAUGCCACUUGUAAUUCAGUUGCUGAAUGUAGAAAUUGAGAAUCCUGAAGCUGCAAUAUCAGCAUUACAGAAGCCUUCUGUGUCUGUGGCUGAUAGCGUCACAUUAAGGGUUUACCUCAACAUUAUCUACACCAUUGUUGAGGUCAUGCGCUGUGCAGAUCCAGGUGAUUCAGAAGACAUAGCUCAAAUACAGGAGAUGUUUUUUGUGGAGCUAAGUCAACCCAUAGGUUGUGAUGAUCUGUUACCAAUAAUCUUACUGGAAAUGAUUUUAAAGUACUGUGCUGGUAGCUGUCCCCAUUUUCCAAUCAAGAAAAUUCUUCUGCUCUUGUGGAAGACUGUUCUGACAACAUUAGGUGGAAUGGAAGAUCUAGCCAAGAGGAAAGAAGAUGUCAGAAUUGCUUCUGGCUUGCCUGCCAGCUAUGAAAUACAGUGCCCUCCCCAGCAAGCCAUUGUCAAGGAGAGAACACCAGCUCCCCACACACCACCCCCAACAGGAACAGAUAGUGACAGUAAUGGUGAAAUCCAGUGGGAGAGGGGUGAGGAGGACCAUAUCUAUAGACCACCCAAGCUGCGGCCAAAAGUCAGGCAGAAAGAUGUGGACGUUUUCCUGGAUAAUACAAGGAACAAGUUCGUUGGUUUUCAGUUGAGAGGAGAUUCCCAAACAAUUGCUGGUCUUCCUGGUCCGAUACACGAAGGACUGUCAAUUCUCAAGAAGCACAUGUAUGUUUCCCUCUCGGAAAUUCAAAUCAAGGAAGAGGAAGACGCCAUGAACAGACCCUUCACAAAGGGAAAAGUCAACAUCCCAUCAAACAGGGUGGAACAGUUAUACGAAGCUAUGCUUCCAAACCUGCCACAAUAUGUGAUCGCCGUAUUAAAGAUCCUCCUCGCUGCCGCACCUACCGCCAAACCUAAAACUGAAUCCAUCAAUAUUCUAGCAGAUGUGUUUCCACAGGAUAUGCCUUGGAAAGGACAUUUACUGCACGAGGUCUUGGAGGUGAAUCCCUCUAGAGUGAAUACAGUCCGCCGUUUUUGUGGUGGACUAUNAUACGAAGCUAUGCUUCCAAACCUGCCACAAUAUGUGAUUGCCAUAUUAAAGAUCCUCCUCGCUGCUGCACCUACGGCCAAACCUAAAACUGAAUCCAUUAAUAUACUGGCAGAUGUGUUUCCACAGGAUAUGCCACUAUUCCUCGAUGUUCUAUCUGCCCUCUUUCAUAGUAGUGCAACAGUUAGUGUUUCCUUGAAUUUUAGAAUACCUCAGCUCGACUUUCCAGCGUGUAUAUUAGGCGAUCCACUGGAAUUGACCGCUGAAAGCCUGGAAAAUGCUGAUCAAGAAGCUUGCUGCUGGAGAAAUCUCUUUUCCUGUAUCAACCUUGCGCGCAUUCUUCAGAAGCUCACAAAGUGGAAACACUCGCGAACAAUGAUGCUUGUUGUGUUCAAAUCUGCUCCAAUUUUAAAGCGCGUGCUAAAAGUGAAACACGAACUUCUUCAGCUAUAUGUACUCAAGUUACUCAAGGCACAAACGAAGUAUUUAGGAAGAAAUUGGCGAAAGAGUAACAUGAAGACGAUGUCGGCGAUUUAUCAGAAAGUUCGUCACCGGCUGAAUGACGAUUGGGCUUAUGGCAACGAUCUUGACGCACGUCCAUGGGAUUUCCAAGGAGAAGAAAAUGCCUUACGUACUUGCGUGGAUCGCUUUAAUAACCGUCGUUAUGGUAUAGAGAUCUGCGAUCGCCUGGGAGACAACGGCGAAGAAGACGAAUACCAGCCCGUGGAUAAUGACGUGUUGAGCGUUUUGGGAGAAAAGAUCGAGUUGAGUAGUGAGUUUAAAAACAAUUACGAACGAUGGCUUGACCGUGAGGUGUUUUCUGUCUCGAUAGACUGGGAUCAACUGUGCACGUGUGAAACUCAAUGUGUGGAGUAAGGAACGAUCAAACAUACUGCCUUGAUAUGUUUGCUAAUUCUUUCCUUGUACAGCGUAAUGAAGUUUAUUCCAACUGAACAAACAAGUGUAAAUUAAAUGAAUGGUUCCCGCUUAGGACUGCGCACACUCGCUGUCAAUGUGUGGAGUAAUGAAAGCUCCGUGACAUUGGUUCCCUUAUUUUUCGCAAUUCUUUUCUUGUACAGUGUAAUUAAGUUUAUUCUACUUGAAGUAAGGAGAGUAAAUUAAAUGAUUGGUUCGUGGUCAAUACUGCGCAUUCUAACUCUGGUGUUUGUGACUUGGAAAGGAACUCUGAAUAUAUCGUAAAAAUACUCGCUAAUCAUCCGUAAGAAUUUUACGUUUCAGAAUUGUUUUUAGCUUGUAUUUGAAAGGUUAACGUCAGAUAGAUGAUACUGUAAAUAUGAUGAUACUCUAAACCUCUCAAAACCAAGUGUUCGCUAUCAGUUUCAAGCUCGUCUUCAACUUACCAUCGUCUCUGGAGUACACUGUAAUGAGAAAAGCCUUACCCUAGCUCAUGGCCUUAUAUUUGGAGGUUGCAGAAGGAAAUACAGUCGAACCUCUAUUAAGCGGCUACUUAUUAAACGGCCACCUGGACCCCUAUUAGGCUUCCAGUAAUCCAAGUCCCGAUGAGAGCUUUUCUAUUGUUUUUACCUCUAUUAUGGGGCCACUGUCCAUCUCCCCAAAGGGGGUCAUUUAAUAGGGGUCAAUGUGAAGAACAGUAAGCUGAGCUGCAAAAGUUUACACUUGGGAGGCGACUUCUGCUUGUUUUCAUGGUCUUGCCUUGACUAACAAUCCCCCCUGGACUCCAAAGAUAUUUGUGGGGUGGGGUGGGGCAGGUAGAAAAAAGAGGUAAGAUGGGUGCAAUAUUUUCAUUCUCAAAGAACCACACAUGAAUGAAAUGUCUUGGAGCUAACAUUUAUUUCAUUUAACAACAAUACUAUGCUAGCUAAAGUUAAGUACUCUGUAAAAAGUUUAUCAAACAUAUAAUUGGUUCAUAAUUUAUAACUGGCUACUAUUUUUGUUCCAACUGAAUUUUGUGGUUUGAAUUUGUAAUUGAGGGAUUUCUUUGAUUUUAACCCUGACUUAAGUGAUGAAAUCUGAAAUGUUUAAACAAUUUCUCAAUUUAUUUCUUGUAAGUUAAAUAAAUAAGGGAGUCUCAAGACAUUUCUAAGUCUGCUAAAUUUAAGUUUUCUCUAAAAAUAUUAGUCUUGUAAAUGAGACUGUUUCUCUUCACACUCAUGUUUCAUAAACCACAUUUUUACACCAAAAUAAAAUGAAAGUUGCAAUUUUUUCCCUGUGACUUGCCAACAAUGGGGAAAAGAACGUAAUUCAGACCAAAACUACAAACACAAUGUCAAAAGUAACCAGAAAGAAAAUGAAGAGAAAAAAUUUCUUACCAUGAAAUUCUUGUCUUUAGGCUAUAAACCUCCCUGUAAAUGAACUGAACUUGUAACAAAACCAACAAAUGUUUUUUCCUCACCAAAACCUGCAGCCCACGUAAAAUGAUUUUCACACACUGCUGUCAUUCCAGUUGACAAAUUUUUUUCACUGCAAUGUGGUACACUCGUGUGAUGAAGCCACUUAAUGUUAAUUUAAGUUAUAUAUGUCAUAGCGAUACAUCCAAAAGAUAGUU
Messenger RNA from Orbicella faveolata, 4039 nucleotides. Its product is annotated as striatin-interacting protein 1 homolog. Gene Ontology annotation, biological process: cytoskeleton organization. The record is from RefSeq and is a predicted model, not a curated record. Gene Ontology annotation, cellular component: cytosol. NCBI's taxonomy places the organism in Eukaryota, Metazoa, Cnidaria, Anthozoa, Scleractinia, Merulinidae.